GUUAUCAAGUCGGCAUUUCGAGCGGUUCGUAUUCGUCUCAAGGAACUGAAAGAUCAUUUCAUCUGAUCUACAGGACUCUGCGCAAUCGUAAACAAAGUGUUUAUAUAAGUGUGGUCUUAUCAGAGGUGAAAGUAUAGAGCUCGAAGUGCAUUAUCAGAGUCGCAGUGCAGAUAACCCAUUUGAACCUUUAAUACCAUCUUUCGAAUCGGUAGACAAUUAAAUAUAACUGGGAAUACCUUGCGGCAUUAAUUUCUUCGAGUAUAUGACCAAACCACGUGAAUCAUUUUCUUUGUGACAAAUCAAAUUUUUUAAAAACAAACCUUUUAAAGGAUCAAUACAACAUUUUAUCAGAUUGCGACCUGCGAUCUGCGAGUGACAUGAUCGGAAAGCAGCGCAUUGCUUUGACCAGUUUGCUGGGACUAAUUCUGGCAUCCCUUGGACUGUUCUAUGUACUCAACUUGGAUCGUUUACAACGAUGUGCCCUGGAGUGGCUUAUGGUGCUUAAACCCAACUCAAUGAUAACAAAUCUCUGGGAGCAUCCGAGCCUUGCGAUGAGGGCAAAUGUUUACAUUUUCAACUGGACAAAUUCAGAGGAGUUUGACAAUCCGAAUGUAAAGCCACGCUUCCAAGAAUUGGGACCAUAUUCCUUUACAGAAAAGAUCCAGAAACUUAACAUCACGUGGAACGACAAUUCCACGGUUUCCUACAUGAGAAAGAGCCGCUUUACUUUCGAUCCUUCGGCCAGCGUGGGGAAAUUAACGGAUGUCGUAGUCACACCCAAUACUUUAACUGUUGGCAUGACCAACAAGGCCAAGAAAUGGAAUCUCAUGUUGCGGACCUUAAUGCUCAUGGCCCUGAAUAUGUAUGGUAAUGAUGCGACCUUUGUAAAAACUGUGGAUGAGUGGCUUUUUAGAGGCUUCGAUACACCUUUAAUUAAAAUGAGUAACAUGGUUCCCACUCACAUGAUGCCCGAACUGCAUUUCCCCUACGAGCGCGUAGGAUACGGUUAUCCGCGUAAUGGAAGCACGGAGGUUUAUGGUCAUCACAAUGUGUAUACCGGACAAGAUAGCUUCAGUAAACUGGGGCAAAUCGCGCGCUGGCGUUAUAGCAAUAUUUCCACCUCCUUUCCCAAGUGUAAGUUGAGGGGAAGUGUGGGGGAAUUUCAUCCGAUUCCAUUGCGAAAGGGCGAACCUAUAUCAUAUUUUCUCCCCGAUAUUUGCCGUGAGUUGAAGGUCGAUUAUGCAGGCACAACAGUCUUCGAGGGUAUCGACGCGUAUGUAUACAGGGGCAGCAAGAGAAAUAUGGCAAAUGGCACUGAUAAUCCAGAAAACAGCUGCUACUGCGAGGGUAAUUGCCAGGAUGUCCGGUCUGGUCUGUUAAACAUAUCCUCCUGUUGGUACGACGUGCCCAUCUUUGCCUCCUAUCCGCAUUUCUAUAAUGCCGAUCCGCACUAUCUUGAAGCAGUAGAAGGAUUGAAGCCUGAAAAAGAUCGUCAUGAAAUGGUUGUAAUCAUGGAACCCAAUACUGGCAUGUUGCUAGACAUCAAGGCGACCAUUAUGAUCAGCUUGCUGGUAGAACCACGCCCCGAAUCCGUCUUUCGCAAAACUCGUCGCUCCUUUUUUCCACUUGCGUGGGCCGAUUAUAGGGUACAAAUAUCAUCGGAUCUGCUCUUUUAUAUUAAAUUGUUGCCCAUCUCAGUGCUGGUUGGAAAGAUUUGCGGAAUACUUUUGGUAGUUUUGGGUCUAGCCCUGUUGCUCUACUACCCGCGAAAGAUAUACGUUCAGCGGCAGUUUAUGCGUGAAAUCGAUAUCACAAACCUUGAGAAUCGUAUUCAAGCAACUGCGGCAAGUCCCGAGCUCAAGAACUUCGGGGCGGAGGGAUCCCCACUUCUGGUGGGGCUACAAUAUAUGGCGUCGUCAGCUGAAGCGGAACACGCCAGUUGAGUAAAUUUUAACUGAAUGUAAAUUGAUAGGGAUACAUAUCUAGGGUUUUUUUAGUCUUAAUAAUAAGCGAUCACUUCAUAAGCCUCUCUGGGGUGCAUAAAAAAUGAAGCUAAACAAUCAUUUGUAUAUGUAUGUAUGUAUAUAACUAUAAGUUUCAUUCCAACUGAGAUUUAAAUAAAGAAAAUAUGACACCCACCAUGUGGUUGACUGCAUAUUAUCAACAUAU
Molecule: messenger RNA, 2169 nt
Organism: Drosophila innubila
Lineage: Eukaryota; Metazoa; Arthropoda; Insecta; Diptera; Drosophilidae
Product: protein peste
Exons: 6
Coding region: 378-1943 (521 amino acids)
Cellular component (GO): cytoplasm; membrane
Molecular function (GO): scavenger receptor activity
Source: RefSeq, a predicted model, not a curated record